GGGUCGCCCUUUCCUCUUCCCCUCCGUUUCCCGGCGCCCGGCGAGUGUCUGCCAGGGCUCCGGGUGCCGCCUAGCGGCCGUGCCCGCAGCCCCAUCCUCAUGGAGGAACCGCUGGUCCUGCACCCCGUGAAGCUCUAUGUCUACGACCUGUCCAAGGGCAUGGCCCGGCGCCUCAGCCCCCUCAUGCUGGGGAAACAGCUGGAUGGCAUCUGGCACACCUCCAUAAUAGUUCAUAAGGAUGAGUUCUUCUAUGGCAGUAGAGGAAUCUCCAGCUGUCCACCUGGAGAGACAGUGCUUGGCCCCCCAGACUCAGUUGUUGACCUGGGGAAUACUGAAGUCACAGAAGAAAUUUUUCUGGAAUAUCUUUCCUCUUUAGGAGAAUCUAUGUUUCGAAGAGAGUCUUAUAACUUCUUUGACCAUAACUGCAACACCUUCAGUAAUGAAGUGUCACAGUUCCUGACAGGAAGAAAAAUCCCAUCCUACAUCACUGACCUUCCAGCUGAAGUUCUUGCCACACCUUUUGGACAAGCUUUAAAGCCCCUUCUGGACUCCAUCAAGAUCCAGCCAGCCGGAGGAAAUACCUUCAGCAGACAUAAUGGACAGAGCUAAUGGGAGUGACCCAGUGUGCCCAGCCUUACCAGGCCUCUUCCUUUUUAAAUGUGAAUCUUCCAGAUUUCUAUUUUAUAAUUUCCAUCAGAAUUAACUCUACAGAAGUUACAAUUUUUAAAAUUUCCUAGGGAGAGGAUCUAUCAGGGUGCAUGUAAGACCAAAGCUACCAAAAAGAUUGCCAUAAUUUCUAAUACUAUUAUACUAAUUUAUAAAAGCUGUCUUGUCAAGUGCUGAGUAACUCCUGUGCUGGUAAGUGGGAAUUUAUUCCAGGAGCAUUUAAGGGCCCGUUACACAAUUCAGAGUAAAUAAGGGGAUGUUCUAGCCAUCCCUUGCAGGCUUGCAUCUUUCUCCUGUCACUGCAUAUAUUGGGGGGGUAGUCGCUGAAGUCUGUAGCAGAAAGACGUGGUAUUGGUAGCCUAAGAAGUGAAGGUGUCCCAGGAUUAGUCUUCUGCAUAUUUCAUCGACAUUAUGUUAUUUGCUCAGGGGAAAAGCUGAACUCAUCAGAUGAGAAUAUUUGCAGUGGCACAGCUGUGUGGGAAAGGUGAUCAAGCUGGACUGUGUCAGUGUCACACUCAGAAGUUGAAACUUCCAGUAGGACUGUAUGUGGGAAGGAGGCUGAAACUGAAGGUUACCAAGAGUCUGGUCAUGCUAGAUCCAAGAGUUAUGGGAAAGAACCAUCUGAAAGAACAGAAUCUCAUGAGCAGAAGUGGUGGAAACAGAUUUUAAGUGAAAGUAAAAUUAAGUGAAAUGUUUCUUUUUCUCACAUGUAAGCUUAUCAGCAGAUAGACAGAACCUUGUAAACUAUGUAUAAAUCUUUACAUAAGAGCUGGGUUUUUUUUCUUAUAGAGCCAGAGUUA
This is a messenger RNA of Athene cunicularia (burrowing owl), 1466 nucleotides long. It is a transcript of the gene DESI1, whose product is annotated as desumoylating isopeptidase 1. The record is from RefSeq and is a predicted model, not a curated record. Gene Ontology annotation, biological process: protein modification by small protein removal. Lineage: Eukaryota; Metazoa; Chordata; Aves; Strigiformes; Strigidae. The coding region runs from base 100 to 609 and encodes 169 amino acids. Gene Ontology annotation, molecular function: peptidase activity. The transcript is spliced from 6 exons.